This is a messenger RNA of Penicillium odoratum, 1308 nucleotides long. RefSeq names its product RING-H2 finger protein. The transcript is spliced from 3 exons. Bases 1 to 1308 code for a protein of 435 amino acids. The record is from RefSeq and is a predicted model, not a curated record. NCBI's taxonomy places the organism in Eukaryota, Fungi, Ascomycota, Eurotiomycetes, Eurotiales, Aspergillaceae.
AUGUCUCGCACGGAGACCCCGGAAGCCAAGGGCACUGUUGCCACGCUAUUUGCGGGCCCGGGCAGUGCUUCAAACUCUUCCUCGUCAGUCAGUGAGAAUGUCGGAUUUCGCUUCGUUCUGGACCGGACUGUUCAGAUGCUUUCCCACAAUGGGCUUCCUGAAAAUGGGCGUUUAUCGGGUCUGCUAUUUGUCCCAGAUCUGGCCCCCCAUGAUCCAUGCAAUCAGAUCACAAGCCCAUUCAUUCCAGGAAACGUGACGCGCCUUGAAGAUGUUUCAGAGUUCGGCUAUCCCGUCAUUGGACUGGCGCCAUGGAUUUCCCCGGAGUGUACUCAAUCCUUUCUGGCUGCCUCCCGAAAAGCAGGCACGGAUGCCCUUAUAUUCUUUCAGCCUUCGAGUAAUGAGUCUGGAAUACCUCCACCACCCAAUUCGGAUCGAUGGAGCUUGCAUGAUAAUAAUCAGUGGCUGAGCGAUAACAAUUAUCCUAUUUAUGCCGUGCCGGGCCCUGCUGGAGUGACUCUGAUGAAGGAACUUUCAUGGUUUUCAAACGGAACCUCUCAUAAUCAAACCUACAACGCCUCUAAUACUUCUUCAUCGGAAGAUCCACGACAGUCAGAUUCAAGACUCUUCACGAUGCUCGACGCAGAUAAAGCCGCCGCAUCGUCGCCGAAUCUUUGGAGUUUUGUGCUCGCAAUUUUGGGCACGAUAUUUGGCUUGACUUUGAUUCUUGUUGUCCUGUAUCGCAUGAUGCAGCGGAGACGACGAGAGGCCCUGCGCCAAAGAAUUGAAUCAGGCGAAGUGGACAUCGAGUACCUGGCGCUAAACCAGAUCAAAGUACCUGGAGAUGUUGUGAAACGUAUGCCGCUUUACACCUACCCAGAUAUAUCACGAGCGGAAACAAAAGAUGAAGGGCAAACCGAAGUCGCCGAGGUCGAUCCCCGAAGCAAGACGCCUUCACCAAUACCCGAAGAACACCAAACUAUACCCAAAGGUCCCACCGGGAUCCGAAAGCCACAAGCUGUGGUGAUCAACCCAAGGACCGAUGACCGGUCUGCACCGAAUCCUUAUCGACUGAGCCAUACCCAGACGACCUGUGCAAUCUGCCUGGACGAUUUUGUUGUUGGAUCGUCCACGGUCCGUGAAUUACCUUGUGGUCACAUAUUUGAUCCUGAGUGUAUCGACCCGUUCCUCAUGGAGAAUAGUAGCCUAUGUCCUCUGUGCAAGAAGAGUGUGUUGCCACCGGGUUGUCUUGAGAUUCCGGUGACAAACGAUAUGGUUCGUCAAGACCAUGCCUCUCGACGCAGUGGAUGA